ACGAACGACACAUCACUCGCCAAACGAAUCAGCACUGAAAACGAAAGUGAAUCUUCUUCAGUUCAGGCUCCAUUUUGAGGAGAGGCUGAAAACCCAAAAAUAUCUUCAACAUCUUCAACACCAGGCCCAGUAAGGACUGUGGAAUUAUAAGAUCGUCGUGUGUGAACCUGAGUUUCAUUAUCUCCUACUCACAUGUCGAUCUGCUUUGGAGCAACAACAACAAAAAAGUUCAUUUUGUAGGUGUUCGAUCCAGACAACAGUGACUCAGCUGUGUGUCCAUAAGCUGUCUGUGCAUUCACUGAUAUUAAAAAAUGGAGAGCUCUGAUCUGGACACAGUUGACAUGACCCCACCCUCAAAAAAAUGUAAACUAGAGGGAAAAACAUCAGAAUCUGGACCACCCAGCUGUGUCUCCAUGAAGAGUGACAGGUCUAUGGAUAUUCCUUUGAACUUUAUACAUGGAGACUCCUCACUUGUACAAAGUAUACUAAAGAGAAUCCGAUCAGUCUCACCACCACAGAGCUGUGUCUCUAUGAAGAGUGACAGGUCUAUGGAUAUUCCUUUGAACUUUAUACAUGGAGACUCCUCACCUGUACAAAGUUUUCCACAGAAGCCAGGAGACAGAAGAGAAAAGACCAUGAUCACAGAUACAAGACAUGAACCACGAUCUGCUGGUGUUUAUGAAUUCCAGAAAAAGUACAAGUUACAUUUGAUGAAGCAGUUUCAGUGUUUGAAUGGAGUGAUAAACCUGGGAACCCAAACACUCCUGAAUGAGAUCUACACAGAGCUCUACAUCACAGAGGGAGACAGUAAAGAUGUCAAUAAUGAACAUGAGGUGAGACAGAUUGAAGCAGCAUCCAGGAGAAGAACAACAGAGGAAACGCCAAUCAAAUGCAAUGACAUCUUUAAGCCUUUAUCUGAACAAGAUGAACCCAUCAGAACUGUGCUGACAAAAGGGGUUGCUGGCAUCGGAAAAACAGUCUCUGUGCAGAAGUUCAUUCUGGACUGGGCUGAAGGGAAAGUAAAUCAGGACGUCCACCUCAUAUUUCCACUUCCUUUCAGAGAGCUGAACUUGAUGAAGGACCAGAAACUGAGUCUGAUGGAGCUCCUUCAUGUCUUUUUUAAGGAAACAAAAGAAACAGAAAUGUCCAGUUUGGAAAAGGUUCUGUUCAUUUUUGACGGAUUGGACGAGUGUCGUUUUCCUCUAGAUUUCCAGAACACAGUGAGAGUGUGUGAUGUAACUGAAUCAGCAGCAGUGCCUGUGUUGCUGAUAAACCUGAUCAAAGGGAAUCUGCUUCCCUCUGCUCUCAUCUGGAUCACCUCCAGACCUGCAGCAGCUGAUCAAAUCCCCUCUGAGUGUGUGGAUCGAGUCACAGAGGUACGAGGGUUCAAUGACCCACAGAAGGAGGAGUACUUCAGGAAGAGGAUCAGUGAUCAGAGCCUGGCCAAUAAAAUAAUCACACACCUGAAGUCAUUAAGAAGCCUCUACAUCAUGUGUCACAUCCCAGUCUUCUGCUGGAUUUCAGUCACUGUUCUAGAGAGAAUGUUGUGUGAAGCAGAGAGUGAAGAGAUCCCCAAGACUCUGACUCAAAUGUACACACACUUCCUCAUCAUUCAGACAAACAUCAUAGGAAAAAAAUACUCACAGAAGCAGGAGCGUGAUGAAGAAGUGCUUCUGAAACUGGGACAACUGGCUUUUCAGCAGCUGAUGAAAGGCAACCUGAUCUUCUAUGAUGAAGACCUGAGAGAGUGUGGUAUUGAUGUGAGCGAAGCAGCAGUGUACUCAGGUGUGUGUACUCAGAUCUUCAGAGAGGAGUUUGGGCUUCAGCAGAGUAAAGUGUUCUGCUUUGUUCAUCUGACCAUUCAGGAGCAUCUCGCAGCUCUGUAUGUGUACCUGACCUUCAUGAAGAAAAAGAUUAAUGUUCUUAAACACAGUCAGGUCGUUAACACAAUCUCAGAUGUCCACAACUGGGCUGUAGAUCAGGCCUUGGAAACUAAGACUGGACGUCUGGACCUUUUCCUCCGCUUUCUUCUGGGUCUUUCACUGGAGACCAAUCAGAAACUCUUACACACCUUUAUAACACAGACAGGAAGUAGCCCCCAGAGCAAAGAAGAAACAGUUCAGUACAUUAAGAUGAAGAUCAGAAGAAAUCCUCCUGAAGAUAAAUCCAUCAAUCUGUUCCACUGUCUGAAUGAACUGGGUGAUAAUUCACUAGUGGAGGAAAUCCAAAACUACCUAAAAUCUGGAAAACAAAGAAAACUCUCUUCCUCACAGUGGUCUGCUCUGGUGUUUGUGUUACUGACCUCAGCACAGGAACUGGAGGAAUUUGACCUGAGUAAAUAUAGUACAGAGAAGAUAACAGAUCUGGUUCUUUUGAAGGUGAUGCCUGUGACUGCAGCAUCAAGAAAAGCAGUUAUUCGGCAUGUAACAUUUAAAGAGAAAAGCUCAGCAGCUUUGGCCUCAGUGCUCAGCUCUGAAUACACCAGACUGAGAGAACUGGAUCUGUCUGAGAGUAAACUAGGAGACUCAGGAGUGAAAAGUCUUUCUGCUGGACUGAAGAAUCCUCACUGUAAACUGGAGACAAUGAGGUUGUGUGUUUGUGGUGUCUCAGAUGAAGGCUGUGCUGCUCUGACUUCAGCUCUGAGAUCAAACCCCUCACACCUGAGACACCUGGAUCUGUCUGAGAAUAAACUUGGAGACUCAGGAGUGAAGAGUCUCUCUGCUCUAUUGGAGAAUCCUCACUGUAACCUGGAGACACUGAGGUUGUGUGUUUGUGGUGUCUCAGAUGAAGGCUGUGCUGCACUGACUUCAGCUCUGAGAUCAAACCCCUCACACCUGAGACACCUGGAUCUGUCUGAGAAUAAACUUGGAGACUCAGGAGUGAAGAGUCUCUCUGCUCUAUUGGAGAAUCCUCUCUGUUACCUGGAGACACUGAGGAUGUGUGUUUGUGGUGUCUCAGAUGAAGGCUGUGCUGCUCUGACUUCAGCUCUGAGAUCAAACCCCUCACACCUGAGAGACCUGGAUCUGUCUGAGAAUAAACUUGGAGACCCAGGAAUGAAGAGUCUCUCUGCUCUAUUGGAGAAUCCUCUCUGUAACCUGGAGACACUGAGGUUGUGUGUUUGUGGUGUCACAGAUGAAGGCUGUGCUGCUCUGACUUCAGCUCUGAGAUCAAACCCCUCACACCUGAGACACCUGGAUCUGUCUGAGAAUAAACUUGGAGACUCAGGAGUGAAGAGUCUCUCUGCUCUAUUGGAGAAUCCUCUCUGUAACCUGGAGACACUGAGGCUGUGUGAUUGUGGUGUCACAGAUGAAGGCUGUGCUGCACUGACUUCAGCUCUGAGAUCAAACCCCUCACACCUGAGACACCUGGAUCUGUCUGAGAAUAAACUUGGAGACUCAGGAGUGAAGAGUCUCUCUGCUCUAUUGGAGAAACCUCUCUGUAACCUGGAGACACUGAGGUCAUUCAGUUCUACUAUGACUGUCAACCAGAACUUGACUUCUACCAUUUUGCUUAGCCUGUCUGGAAAAUCAUCCAUCCAUCCAUCUAUCCAUCAGUCCAGUCCGUCCGUCCAUCCAUCCAUCCAUCCAAUAUUUGUGACUGAAAAAUAUCUGAUUAGUGGAUGAUGUAAAUGUUGACAUUUAAUUUGUCUUUUGUAAAUUUGAGACAGUUUUUUUUUUCCCCCCGACUCAUUUUCUUGUUAAUACUGAAUUCAACCAUUUACACAUUAAGUCUGUAUGUAUUUUAAAAACACAUAUGUAAUAGACAAAAGAGCUGAUAGUCAGUCCCUCUACACCUCCGCACCCUAUUGUCAUUCAAAAUCAACCAGUUGAAAUAGUGGACAGUUUCAAAUAUCUGGAAAUGACACUGGAUAACACACACACCUUUGCUCAGCACAUUAUGGGCAUUCAGAAAAGAAGUCAUCAAAGACUGUCGGUCAUUCGCAAACUCAAAGGACUUAAUGUCGCUCCUCGUUUAC
Molecule: messenger RNA, 3976 nt
Organism: Tachysurus fulvidraco (yellow catfish)
Lineage: Eukaryota; Metazoa; Chordata; Actinopteri; Siluriformes; Bagridae
Product: NACHT, LRR and PYD domains-containing protein 3-like
Exons: 14
Coding region: 312-3623 (1103 amino acids)
Molecular function (GO): protein binding
Source: RefSeq, a predicted model, not a curated record